UUUUCCCUGCAGUGUAAUUACAUUUUUUUUUUUUUGACAAUAGAUACACCUUGUACAUCACCCUUAUGACACUAGUGUGAUGCUCAGCAAAGACCAACAGCACGGUGAGCCAUGUCCUGUUCAGCCUCCCAGUGGACUCCUCAGCGUCCAAUUCUCUUCGGCAGCCUUUUGGCGUUUUGCUUCAUCUGCCUUUUCAUCUCGUACAAGGCUGACGUCGCCUACCCCGAUUUUGGAAGAGUUGGUCAGUUUUGUCCUGCCUUCCUGUGUGCAGAGAGAGCACAGAGCCAUGACUCAAUACCUAGCAACUCCACAGAGCUCCUCAAUAAAUCACAUUCAGGUCCGACCGAGAAGCUCCAGGCGGCAGCAGUGGACGCUGAGCCCGACACAGUUGUGCUGGUCUGGAUGUGGCCGUUUGGCUUCAAAUUUGAACUCAACUGCGACAUUUUCAAUUUCACAAGAUGCCACUUAACAGAUGACAAGGAACUUUACCAUAAGGCCCACGGGGUGGUCUUCCACCACAGGGAUAUACAUGGAAAUUUAGAAAACAUGCCCAAAGGGCCACGCCCCGUUUUUCAGAAAUGGGUUUGGUCAAAUAUGGAGUCGCCCACCAACUCAGGUAAAAUCACUGGACUGAAUGAGCUUUUCAACUUGACAUGCAACUAUCGGCGUGAUUCAAGUAUCCCAGUGCCUUAUGGGUAUCUGUAUCCCGUGACCUCUGCAGAGGAGAGUUUCAAAUUGCCAGCAAAGGACAAGUUGGUGUGUUGGAUUGUGAGCAACUGGAGCCCGAAUAUGAAGAGAGUUCAGUACUACAAUGAACUGAAGAAACACGUAACGAUUCAUGCUUAUGGGAGAGCCUUUGAAAAACCUAUUGGUAAUGAAGACUUUGUAAAAAUUAUUUCUGCUUGUAAAUUCUACCUCUCCUUUGAGAACUCCUUCCACAGAGAUUACAUCACAGAGAAGUUCUUUAAUCCUUUGACUUGGGGAAGUGUUCCGGUAGUUAUGGGCCCGCCAAGACACACGUAUGAGGGCCACGCCCCAGCUGAGUCUUUCAUUCAUGUCGAUGACUUUCCUUCUCCAAAGGAGUUGGCAGAGCGGCUACUUUACCUUGACCAAAAUCACACCGAGUACAUGCGGUUCUUCAACUGGAGAAGCACGUUUAAAGUUAAAGGCGCUCUGUUUGGAAGAGAAAUUGCCUGUAAAACAUGUCGAUACUUACAAAACCACAAGGAGUACCAAGCUUUUAAUGAUCUGAACACUUGGUACUGGGGCUAAGAGGGUGUGAACGCUUCAUUCAAAAUAUUACACUCUGUAUUUAACUUUAUUUGUUGCUAAUAAAGUGUCCAAAUAGAGACAGAGGGUCAGAAGUGAUAGUAAGGGUGAGUUCUGUUGUGCAUGUUGUUCAAAGAAUGUUCUUAGAAACAAAUAAAUUACAUUUUAGUAAGUAACACAAAAGCUCUUUUCAAUGUUUUUUCAUUGGUUUUAUUUAAAAUGCUUUUUGCAUUCUUUGCCAUGGUUGCUGUCUCAAUAAUACAACGAGGUGGAUAGAGUUCAGGUACUGCAAUUAAAGGCACUAAACAUUAACAUUAACUACUCGAUGCAUUUCUCAAAAGCUGUGUCCAACACGAAAUGCUAACUGUUAUAUACUAUGAUUUGUUUUUUUGGUCAAUAUGUCCCUUGUCCUAAUGUGUUUCUCUGCUUCUUUCAAACCAGACCAAAGAGAAGCAAUGGACUAACCCCAAUAGUUUUCUUCUUUUUUGUAACGUAUACUCAUUCAUUUUUGUGGGGUGAUUAUAUAUAUAUAUA
Gasterosteus aculeatus aculeatus (three-spined stickleback) is the source of this 1803-nucleotide messenger RNA. Lineage: Eukaryota; Metazoa; Chordata; Actinopteri; Perciformes; Gasterosteidae. The record is from RefSeq and is a predicted model, not a curated record.